GUCGAUCUAGGUCUACGCUCGCACUCCGAGCCUCUCUGCCACAGCAUGAGGCUCAGGACCAAGGGGCGAGACCGGAAGCGCACGCGUGGGCCUCUGGGAGGUGUAGUCGGCGCGCAGGCGCAAUCCCAGCUUGUAGCCGCGGCCUCUGUUUUGAGAUUCGGCGAACAGCAGAGGAUUCACACCAAAGAAAAGCCUUAUGGAUGCAAUGAAUGUGGGAAAUCCUUCAGCCACAGCUCAUCACUCAGCCAGUAUGAAAGGACACACACUGGGAAAAAGCCUUAUGAGCGUCAGGAUUGUGACAAGGCCUUCAAUUAGAGCACCCAAUCUUACUCAGCACCAGAGGAUCCAUAGGAGAGAAACCAUACAAGUACAAGGACUGUGACAAAGCCUUCACACACAGCUCUUCUCUUACCAAACACUAGAGAACUCAUACCUACUCCACGUGCAGAAGCCUUAAGCCAAUCCAUCCAGUACUAGACUUACCACUGUCAUUCUCUUGAGAACACAAAUAUACAUAAAGUUGUCAAGUACCACACUCUUCUCAGAGGUAUCAGAAAUGACAGUGACCAUCAAGCUCAAAGUCAUUCCUAGAUCUAAACAGUAAGAAAACGUGGACACCAUCAACACGGGUCCAACAACCUUGAAUGCUCAUUAAUGUAUUCUAGUAUCUACAAAGAAGAAAUUGAACAAGUACAGGUCAGUGAUAAUUUUUGUCCUCAUUUGUUUUCAAAGAUUUACCAUAUUUCAAAUCGGAGCUGUUCAAAGUGGUGAGAAAUUUAAAAGAACUAAAUGACGUCAGAAUUUGCUAUUAUUGCACAUGAUAGAUACUCUUGAAGUGGUGCUUAAGAAUAGGUCAAGUUGCCAGGUGGUGG
Onychomys torridus (southern grasshopper mouse) is the source of this 872-nucleotide messenger RNA. RefSeq names its product zinc finger protein 135-like. The record is from RefSeq and is a predicted model, not a curated record. The transcript has 2 exons. Gene Ontology annotation, biological process: regulation of transcription by RNA polymerase II. Bases 46 to 315 code for a protein of 89 amino acids. NCBI's taxonomy places the organism in Eukaryota, Metazoa, Chordata, Mammalia, Rodentia, Cricetidae. Gene Ontology annotation, molecular function: RNA polymerase II cis-regulatory region sequence-specific DNA binding; DNA-binding transcription factor activity, RNA polymerase II-specific.